AUGGAUUCACUCUCAAAGAAAAUACAGAACUUGGGUAUCCACGAUAUACGUAACGCCGCAAGAUUCGCUCAGAAUGUCAUUGUACAAUAUGAACCGUAUCAAAUUGACGUUAGAAGAGCAACUAAUACUGACGCAUGGGGUCCAACUACCAAACAUCUGGAAAAAGUAAUGAGAAACAGAUUCCAAGUACCCAUGUAUCUAGUUACAGAAUAUAUCUUAAAGAGAUUGAUAGAUCAUAUUGCUACCAAACCAAAGAAUCUUUACGAAAAGGCACGUAAGGAAUACGUUAAUUAUGGCUCAGAGUGGAGAGUCGUACUCAAAUGUCUUACUGUCAUUGAAUAUCUAUUAUUGAAUGUCAAUGAUGGUGACGAAUUAAAUCAAAUCAAAAGUUGUCUACUGACUCAUAAGCAUAUUUUAACAAGAGAAGUAUUGAAUUUCAAGAUUAAAUUUUCAAAUGAUGGUAAGAUGGAAGUUCAUGAACGUAGCAUCAGAAAGAAAGGUGAAAAAAUUCUUCAAAUGUUAGAUGAUUCACGUUUUUUGAAACAAGAAAGAUUGGCAAAUAAGAAAAACUCAAUUAAAAUUCGACAGCAACAUGAAACGUAUAAUAAUAUGAACACUUACACAAAUAAUAAUGCCGUGGUUGUUGAUGACGAUGAUGAUGAUGAUGAUGAUGAUGAUGAUGAGUUCAGUAAUUACGAAAUGGGGUCUUCCAAUUCAUAUGCUUCCGAAAAUGGGAAUAGCCGUAGACAUAAUGCAUUAGAAGAACAAAGAAGGCAAAGAAGGGAAGUAUUAAGAGAAAGAAUCAAAAAUAGUGAAUUGGAAAGAAAGAAACAACAAAAGCAUGAAGAUCAAGAAGCUUCUAUACCUGAUCUCAUUGAUUUGGAUUUUAAUGAACCAUCACAAUCCAAAAUUGAUAACAAUGAUGAAGAUGAUGACGAAUUUGGAGAUUUCCAAAGCGAUUCUUCACCAAAUCCAGUUUCCACCACCCAACAAGCUAACAAUACUGCAUUAGACGAUUUAUUAGAUUUCGGCAACCAAAGCACAAAGACAUCCAGUAUUAUCGGUACUACUACCACUACAACAACAACAACAAAUAAAGAUAAAGAUGUCUUUGCUGAUCUAUUUAAUAAUUCAAAGUCCCUAAUAUGA
Kazachstania africana CBS 2517 is the source of this 1149-nucleotide messenger RNA. It is a transcript of the gene ENT5, whose product is annotated as Ent5p. Gene Ontology annotation, cellular component: plasma membrane; endosome; clathrin vesicle coat. Bases 1 to 1149 code for a protein of 382 amino acids. Gene Ontology annotation, biological process: endocytosis; Golgi to endosome transport. The transcript has a single exon. NCBI's taxonomy places the organism in Eukaryota, Fungi, Ascomycota, Saccharomycetes, Saccharomycetales, Saccharomycetaceae. The record is from RefSeq and is a predicted model, not a curated record. Gene Ontology annotation, molecular function: clathrin binding; phospholipid binding.